Dermacentor silvarum is the source of this 1656-nucleotide messenger RNA. RefSeq names its product Golgi-associated plant pathogenesis-related protein 1. The transcript has 6 exons. Bases 222 to 1004 code for a protein of 260 amino acids. Lineage: Eukaryota; Metazoa; Arthropoda; Arachnida; Ixodida; Ixodidae. The record is from RefSeq and is a predicted model, not a curated record. Gene Ontology annotation, cellular component: extracellular region.
CGCGAAGAGGAGCCAGCUUGUCGAGGCUCGGUGUCGGCGAACGCGCGGGAGGAUCACCAUCCCGGUGAGCAGCAGCGCACCGGGUUCGAGCUCCCCCACCCCACCGGCGGGGUGGAUUGCGGUCGUCACGCCGGCUGGAAAGCACGACGGAUUCCGGGACGCCAGGGAGGAGGACCCAUGGAGAGACGCGACUCUGCUGCUGCUGUUGCUGCUGCGUUGUCAUGGAGUACUUCAUGGAAAAGCUGCGAAUGUCCCGUUCUACCAAGGAUGAUGAGACCCCUCCCCCGUCGCCUUACGCGGACCAGGAGCGAAGGCCGUCGAGGCUCCUGGGCUGCCAGCUUCACUACCCGUCCCCAACCUUCAUCGACAGGGUACUUUUGGGCCGGUCGCUCAAGGUGCGGCGCACGGAAGGUGAAGGUGUGGCCGAGUUCAGCAACAGCGAGUUUGUUCAAGAGUGCCUACGCACGCACAACGAACUCAGGCUCCGGCACGAGGUGCCUCCGCUGCGGCUCUGCUCCAAGCUCUGUGACCUGGCGCAAUAUUGGGCCAACCACCUGGCCCACACGGACGACUUCUACUACCGGAAGUUCAGGGACGUCGGAGAGAACCUCUUCUGCCGCUGGUCUUACGUGCCGGACUUCGACGUCACAGGAGACCAAGUCGCCAGGUACUGGUACAGUGAGAUCAGGUACUACGACUUCCUGCUCGACCCGUCCAUACUCCACGUUCAGGCAGGUCACUUUAGCCAGAUGGUGUGGCGCAGCAGUACCACUUUCGGCGUAGGCAAGGCCCGCACGCGCUCGGGCAAGAUCAUCGUGGUCGCCAUGUACAAGCCGGCCGGCAACGUCCUGGGCGAGUUCCACCACAACGUGCUGCCCCAGCCGCCCGCCGACGAAGACGAAGGGAGCCUUUCGCCGCAGCUGAGCGACGUCGCCGCCGCAGCCUCCGCCGUCGCCGCCGCCGCUUCGUCUCCGUCGUCGUCUUCGUCUCAGUCCCCCCGAUGAGCCUCGUUUACCCUUGCGGAACCGUCGGCGGCCACCACCGCAAUAAGUCGUCCGCGGUGUCGAGGUUCAACUGAGACACCUCAUACAUAGAGUUUCCCUAUACGAAAAACUACCGGAGGGAAUUCCUACGGGAGCAGGCGGGAGUAUGACUGUUCAGCCAGUAUACGGGAAAUGAUGGGUAUACAUGGAUUUGCCUAAACUUCGUCUCUCUGGCUAUAAAUGGCUUUGCGACUUUGGGAAUAAAGUAUUGCGUCAAAAAUGAAAUAAGUCACAAUGAUUACGCAUGGGCGCAGAGUCUAUAAUUGCCUUCGUGCGUUUAGAAGAGCAUGAUUUGCUUGGAAAUUUAUAAAUGCAAAGCGCGAUACAUAACCCGACAAUAACGUCGGAAGUCACAAGCCGGAAGAUAAGACAAAUCCACGCCCUAACCACCAUUCCCACGGUAUAGCUGAGCGAUCGCAGCGCCUCAGUUUCCUCUAGUAAUUUUUGCGGGAAACACCACACGACUCCAUCAUGAGCUUCGCGAAAGCGCCGUGCCGCCCAGUUCUCUGCACGCUGGGUGGACUGUGUACAUACUAUAUGGCGUUGCUUGGAGCACGUUCCUCGCGGUUUUAUCGUCGCUACCGAAGCUGCGUCAGCGCGUGCGCUAUUAUAA